Molecule: messenger RNA, 4078 nt
Organism: Dreissena polymorpha
Lineage: Eukaryota; Metazoa; Mollusca; Bivalvia; Myida; Dreissenidae
Product: endoglucanase A-like
Exons: 14
Coding region: 159-2165 (668 amino acids)
Biological process (GO): carbohydrate metabolic process
Molecular function (GO): hydrolase activity, hydrolyzing O-glycosyl compounds
Source: RefSeq, a predicted model, not a curated record
CGCACGUGUUUCAGUACAUCGUGACACAAAACAUCUGCGUAGUUAAUAACGUGAUUUAAUUUCUCAAAAGAUACCAAGCGAGUUAGUCGUGUAUUUUAUAUUUGUAUUUGUGUGCUGAAAUAUAACAUUUCAUUUUUAUAUUUCGGGAAAUUUUAAGAAUGGGAACUUUAGGUUACAUUGGACUGGCGAUGUGCGUUUUCGUGUUUGGGCGUGCAUUUUGUUCAGUUCCGAUUGAGCAAGGUUCGAGUCCCUGGCAAACCUCGUACGCUGGCAAGGACGGUUACCUGCGGAUCCAGUACUACUGCACCUUCAUCGCACCGGAUGUAGGCUUCGUUGAUCCCGGAAAGGCGACAGUGAGCGUCACCUUCGAUAGAAGCGUACACAAUAUCGAGAACUGGGAUAUGUCCAUUCUGUCCCCCUCCAGCACAAACCGGCCGGCCAAUGUGUUCCAACUGACGAACUUGUAUAGGAAGGACUUCUCUAACUUCCCAUGGUCCUUCCAUGGGAUCUGGAAAGGGUCCAUUACCAGCUGGGGUCCUCCCGUCCUCACUUCCCCUCCAGUGCCCAAGGGAACAUGCACGCUUAUGGCCGGAAACGGCCCAGUCACAACAACGUCAACGCCAGUUACAACAAAAGUGCCUACCGUUGUCACUUUAACUUCAACCCUUCCACCUCCAACUCCCGCUUCCUCAACCACCGCCACCACCUCCGGAAACCAGCCGAUGACGACGGUUCCCACAAUAGACCAGACCCCUGACUUAUGUAAGACGUACACGAAGGUGCAGACUUUCCAGUUAAAAGUUGACGCGAAAACGUAUCCGUACAACUACGUCGAGGUCCUCUGUAAGUCCAUUCUGUUCUACGAGGCACAGAGGUCUGGACGUCUACCGGCCAAUCAGCGGGUCACGUGGCGUAAAGACUCUGCUCUCAACGACGGCCAGUGGGGCUCCAUCAACAGGGAUCUGACCGGGGGCUGGUAUGACGCGGGUGAUCUAGUGAAGUACGGUCUCCCGAUGGCGUCCUCGACGACUGUGCUGUUAUGGGGAUUCCUGCAGUACCGGGGCGCGUACGACAUGGCCGGUCAGACCGAAUACAUGUACGACAGCGUCCGCUGGGCCCUCAACUACUUCCUGAAACUCUGGGACGGGCAAAACAACCGCUUCUAUGCGCAGGUUGGUGACGGGCGCAUCGAUCACAAUGUAUUUGAACGGCCAGAGGAUAUGACGUCAGAGAGACCCGUUUACUACAAUGGCGUAAACACUCCCGGAAGUGAUGUCGCUGCCGAAACUGCAUCCGCUUUGGCAAUUGGCUACCUGGUGUUUAAGGACAGGGACGCCACUUACGCCAACCAGCUGCUGAAUACGGCCAAGAAUAUCUAUGACUUCGCGUACAACUACCGUGGCUUAUACAGCAACUACAUUGCGGACGCUGCCAGGACAUAUGGAUCCGGCGGUUACGAGGACGAGUUGACCCAGGCCGGUGUUUGGCUAUAUCGUGCCACGGGCAUUCAUUCCUACCUGACACAGGCGGAGUCUUUCACUCGUAACGACUGGGCCUGGUCCUACUCCUGGGACCUUAAAGAAGUCGCCGCAAACAUCCUUUUGUACAACGUCACAACAGACAGCAACAAGAAGGCGACGUACGGAAACCACGUCCGUAACUUCCUCCGGCGCUGGUCUCCCACAGGAAAUGUUCCCUACACGCCCGGGGGACUCGUGUACAGGGAUCAAUGGGGUUCGCUGAGAUACGCCGCAAACGCCGCGUUCGCCGCUCUGCUUGCCCAGGACCUGGGAAUCAUCUCCCAGGGUGAUACCGACUCGAGAACCGCCCUCGACCCCGCGGCCCAGCUUCACUACAUCCUUGGGAACAACCCCGUUGGCCUGAGCUACGUCGUGGGAUUCGGACGCAAUUAUCCCAAGCGUCCGCAUCAUAAAUCCAGCUUCUGCGCCCCGGCCCCCGCUCCCCAGUGCACGUUCACACAGUUUAACAGCUUUGCGCCGCACUACUACCUGCUGUAUGGCGCCAUGGUCGGCGGCCCCGACAGCGCCGACCAGUACGACGACAGCCGCAUCAACUACCAGCGCUCCGAGGUCGCCUGCGACUACAACGCGGGCCUACAGUCGGCGCUGGCAGGUCUUAUCAACAGAAAAGUCCUCCGGCCAUAGAAGAUGCAACCGAAAGAUGACAGAACGCAGCCCUUCUUUACUAUACAGAUUUUUUAUCAAAAAAAUGUUUCUUAGCAAUUAACAACUUAAGCAGAUCUUAGUUUGUUGUUGUUGUUGUUAACUCUGUUUUUAGCAACCAUGCAAAUGUAUUGCUGUACGGGUAUAGAACAAAAUAAACCGUGUUACAUUUACCGAAUAUAGAAUGCAAGAAGUCGUACAAAGCAGGCGCAAAAAGAAUUUGAAGCAAUGCGUUCAUAAAUACCAUAUACCAAUGUUGACCCGCAACCACCGCCAUACACGAGUGGCGGAAUAAAUUUGCAUACGUGCCUGGAGCGCAUGUGUCGGACAAGUUGAUGGAUAAAUAGUGUGGCAAGAUUUUCAUCUCCAAACUUGUUUUCACAAUCACUAGCCUUCUUUGUGCGUUUCUAUUUUCUUAGUUGGGUCUCUUAGAUGGUUGUUAACUGAAUUCGUUCUCAUUCAGAUGUAAAGAUAAAAUGCGGCUAAAAUUGUUCUAAAAACACAUAUCCCGUUCCUAAGUCAUUACUGUUUAAUGUUAUUAAUUUUUAUUGACGAUCGUACAAAACUAUUAAAAUGCACGAAGUAUAUCUUUAAAAAGUAUAUUUCUUGUUUACGGAUGGCCCGAUUUUAUUUCGAACGUCGUGACUAGUUCAUUUGAGCUCACUUAAUAAAUAUGUUAAGGCGAAGAACACUUGGAUACUAAAUACAAGGAAAUGCGUUCGGCAUUUGUAUACAUUUACAAAUAGUAAAAACAAAAACGUCUGUCGAAAUUAAAAUGAAAACCACACAGAGGAAUACAUGUGCAAAUAAAAUGAUUUAAUAUAACUCCUGAAUAGAUUACUUUAACAAUGUUUAUGCCCCCGGAUCGAAUGAUCGGGGGUAUAUUGUUUUUGGCCUGUCUGUCUGUCAUUCUGUCACGCUGUAAUUAUGUCACUCUGUCCCCAAACUUAAACCUUGGUCAUAACUUUUGCAAUAUUGAAGAUAGCAACUUGAUUUUCGGCUCGCAUGUGUAUCUCAUGGAGCUGCACAUUUUGAGUGAUGAAAGGUCAAGGUCAUCCUUCAAGGUCAAAGGUAAAAUAUAUGGCUUCAAAGCGGCGCAGUAGGGGGCUUUGUGUUUCUUGUUCUGUUUUAAUAUGUCUUGAAGAAAAUCUGUGUAUAAAAACAACUAAACUACUAAAUGUACCCCACCAUCUUCUUAAAAUGUAGCAUUCAUGUCAUUUUAAUAACUUUAUUACAACACUCGAUAUUUUGAUUACUUCUGACAACAAAUAUGCAACACGUAUAGCCUCUUAAACCGUGGGGAUGUUAGAAGACGGUCACAUAUGGAAGCAAUAAGUGAAAAUGUAUGUUAUAUUGAGUAUUCAAACAAAAUGUCCUAAAGCGUGUCUCUUCAUGAAAAUAUAUCGUUCUUUAAAUAACAAGCAAGGAGAUUACAAUUUGAACGUUUUGUAGAAUCAGAAACGAAACCUUUGAUCAUCAUCAUCAUCGUCAUCAUCAUCAUCAUCCUCCGCCUCCUCCUCAUCAUAGUGAUCAUCAUCAUCAGCAACACCAUCAUCAUCAUCAUCAUCAACAUUAUCAUCCUCACCAUGAUCAUCAUCAUCAUCAACAUUAUCAUCCUCCUCCUCCUCAUCAUCAUUCCCUUAUACAGGUAAAAUGUCGUCCCAGAUAAGCCUGUGCAGGGACAACACUUUCUGCUUAAACUUGAUUUUUGCUUAGACGAGACUGACUUGAAACAAAACAUGUCAUAAGAGCGGAAUGUGUUGUCCCUAAGCACAGGCUAAUCUGGGAGGACACUUGAUGCACGUGCAUUAAACCCGUAUUUCACUGAGCACAGCACAUAUUUAUUCCUGUGUAUUAACGGAUUCAGAUUGAAAUAAAGUGAUUGUAAACAAGUA